AUGGGGUUUGAGGGGAAUAUAUCUGAAGGUGAUGGAGAUAGCUCUGAGGGGUUGGAUAGUCUUCAUGGUUCAUCAGAUGACAAUGAGGUAGAUAGAGGAAAAUUUCCAGUAAAGUGUAGGAAAAGAUAUAGUGGAUGGAGGGAGUUCAAGAAGGAGGACAUGAAGACCCUAAAAUUUGAGUUAAUGAUGGAGUUCCCUAACUCUGAAGUUCUUAAGCAUGCUAUUAGGAAGCAUGGUGUGGUGGCUAAAUGCAUUACAUCAGAAGGUUGUCCUUGGAGGAUAUAUGCAUCUACAUCUAAAAAGUCUUUGAGUCCUACUAUCUAUAUUAGGACGCUGAGGCAAGAGCAUAAGUGUGCUUCUUUUAAGAAAAAAGUGUAUCAUAUGCAUGCUCCAUUCAUUGCAAAAGAGUACGCUGAUUUUUUCAUGAAUGAUCCCAACUGGUCUAGAGAAGGCAUGCAGAAUAGCAUUCACAAGGAUUUUGAAAUGGAUGUGGACUAUCAAAUGUGUUACCGAGCCAAGACUAAGGCACUGAAGAUAGCACAUGGUAGCUAUGAAGACCAAUAUAAUCUGCUGGAGAGUUAUGCACAUGAGUUGAAGAAAAGGAAUCCGGGAACUUCUGUUUGGAUCCACAAUGAGUUGCAGGGAGAUGUCACAAGGUUUAAAAGGAUAUAUGUGUGUAUAGCUGCACUGAAAAAGGGAUGGAAGGAUGGAUGCAGACCCUACAUCGGAUUAGAUGGAUGCCAUUUGAAGUCGGUACAUAAGGGGCAGAUGUUAUCUGCUGUGGGUAUUGAUGAUAAUAAUGGAAUCUAUCCGGUUGCAUGGGCUAUUGUGGAAAGUGAAACAAGGGAGACAUGGACUUGGUUUUUGGAGUUUCUUAAGGUUGAUUUGGAUAUCCAUCACUCAACCCAUUACACAUUCAUGAGUGACAAGCAAAAGGGGCUUGAGCAAGCUAUCAAGGGGUUGUUUCCAGAGGCUACACAUAGGCAUUGUACCUUUUUUGCUAUGACUAUUAUUAUAUAUUUAAGGGAUGUUGAUUUUAAUGACGAUUAG
This is a messenger RNA of Fragaria vesca subsp. vesca, 1050 nucleotides long. RefSeq lists its product as uncharacterized. Bases 1 to 1050 code for a protein of 349 amino acids. The transcript is spliced from 3 exons. Lineage: Eukaryota; Viridiplantae; Streptophyta; Magnoliopsida; Rosales; Rosaceae. The record is from RefSeq and is a predicted model, not a curated record.